Molecule: messenger RNA, 1008 nt
Organism: Tachysurus vachellii
Lineage: Eukaryota; Metazoa; Chordata; Actinopteri; Siluriformes; Bagridae
Gene: cib2
Product: calcium and integrin binding family member 2
Exons: 6
Coding region: 239-802 (187 amino acids)
Molecular function (GO): calcium ion binding
Source: RefSeq, a predicted model, not a curated record
UGAACCUCUACACUCGAGUAGAGGAGGAUCGCGGAUCAUCUUGCACUCAAGUAUUUAUGGAGAGUGCUAUUGGCAUUACAAACAUCCAUAAGUAAGCCGGAGGUCUGCAAUUCUAUGCGCGGUCACGCUUUUCUCCGUCUGGCCACACCGUAUACAUGCCAUAAAUGCCUAGAAAAGCCAGGACUCCUCCAACUCCGAAUGUGAUGCAUCUGUACGACAGGAAAAUCACUCGGCUAAGAUGGGUAAUAAGCAGACGAUAUUUACUGAUGAACAGCUAGACGCCUACCAGGACUGCACAUUUUUUACCCGCAAGGAAAUCCUUCGGUUACAUGGAAGAUUCCAUGAACUGGCUCCACAUUUAGUUCCCAUGGAUUACACAAAUGACCCUGAUGUUAAAGUCCCUUUAAGCCUCAUAGUCAAUAUGCCAGAGCUGAAGGAAAAUCCUUUCCGUGACAGGAUUGUGGAAUCCUUCUCUGAGGAUGGCUUGGGGAACCUCAGCUUCAACGACUUUGUCGACAUGUUCUCAGUUCUGAGUGAAAUGGCCCCCCGAGAGUUAAAGGCCAUUUAUGCUUUUAAAAUAUAUGAUUUCAAUGUGGAUAAUUACAUCUGCAAGGAGGACCUUGAGAAGACUCUGAACAAGCUGACGAAGGAGGAGCUGACACCCGAGGAGGUGAACCUGGUGUGUGAGAAGGCGAUUGAAGAAGCUGACCUGGAUGGAGACAGCAAGCUCUCCUUCGCUGACUUUGAAAACAUGAUUUCCAGGGCUCCUGACUUUUUAAGCACCUUCCAUAUACGAAUCUGAGCGGGGUUCUACUACAUCAACAGCGAUCCUUUGGAGUCCCUGACUACAACUUGAAUCCUUCUCGAAAAACAAUGGACACAUAUAUAGUGCACAGCAGUGCCUGCCCUCUACAUCUCUGAAGAGUUUUCUCUUGGUCCUAUUUGAACAGUACUCACUUCUUGGGGAAGCUGGAUUUUGGAUCUCUUUGGCUAUAUAAUUUUUUUUUU